CGUGACACUGGCACUUUUAUUGUGAGAAAUGGCAGCUGCCAGUGCACCAGUAUUCACGUGGUGAGAUGUUGGAGACGACUGCACUGGAUGGUUGUUUCUUUGAGCACUCAACUUUGCAGUUUGUUCGUGCCCCUGUUAACAGCCCUCUGCUCUCCAGUGCUUCUGAUAGUUGCCAGCCCAAUAAAUACUGUCUCUGUACCCGGCGAUCCAGUCCCCUGCCCUCCUGCUCUAAGAUUGAUCCCUUAUCCCCACCCCUUCUUUUCUCUCGUCGCUGCCAGACCCGCAGCUUUAGAACCCAUGUGAAUAGGUGAAACUCUGAGGCUCCAACAGAUGGCCAGAGCUGCCCUGAUUCAGUCACACUGCUGCCGGAUGAAUACCAGCUCAGAGAGCCCAGAAAGAGUGGAAAAAACGGAGUUCGAGGAGAGCAAAAGAGAGAUGGAGAGAGUGAUAGAGUUUCCCCCAUGUGUGUGGGAGAAUAAGGGGAAACGGGGACGUGUUAAUAUGCAUGAGGGGAAGAGUAACUGUGUGAGAGAGGGAAAGAGAGACAACAAGAGAGGGGAGUGGACGAUAUUGAAUUGUAGAUUGAGGGACUUCUUUCCCUCCCGCCCUCUUUUAUUUAUCUGCUAUGGAACCACGCCUCCUUCCUUUCACCUCUCCGUGUGUCUAUAUCAGUGGACCGGCUAUGAGAGAGCCCACUUGUACGGCUGGCAGAGGGGGAGUCGAGUCAGCGGGGGUCUGGCGAAGACCGAACAGGUGACGGAUCAUCAUAUCCCUGACUUUAACGCUUCCUGUAGUUGCUCUGUUCUUCAGGAAGGAUUCAGAAGUGGGCAUUAGUGAGGUUGAGAAGAAACUGGGAUCUUUCUAACAAGAGUGGGAGGUGGAAGACAGGUUAAAGUCAUGGCAGUUGGGUGGAGACCGGCCACCCUUCUCCUUGUCUUCAUCCUGACGUUCCUCUGCCCCUUGGAUGGAACCAUGUACCUCUCUGGCCAGAGACUGCGGUCUCGUCUUCAGAGGGAUCGCCGAAACGUUCGUCCAAACAUCAUUCUCAUUCUUACUGAUGACCAGGACAUUGAACUCGGCUCAAUGCAGUCCAUGAACAAAACAAAGCGCAUAAUGAUGCAGGGAGGCACUCACUUCUCCAAUGCAUUUGCCACCACUCCGAUGUGCUGCCCUUCUCGAUCAUCCAUCCUGACUGGGAAAUAUGUGCACAACCACCAUACCUACACCAACAAUGAGAACUGCUCAUCACCGUCCUGGCAGGCCCACCAUGAACCUCACACUUUUGCUGUUCACCUCAACAAUUCAGGCUACAGGACGGCCUUCUUUGGCAAGUACCUGAACGAGUACAAUGGCUCUUACGUGCCUCCUGGUUGGAGAGAAUGGGUAGCACUGGUGAAGAACUCCCGCUUCUACAACUACACACUGUGCCGGAACGGUAUCCGAGAAAAGCAUGGCACAGAGUAUCCAAAGGAUUAUCUCACUGAUGUAAUCACAAACGACAGCAUCAACUACUAUCGUAUGUCAAAGAGAAUGUACCCACACAGGCCUGUGAUGAUGGUCCUGAGCCACGCUGCCCCUCAUGGGCCGGAGGAUGCAGCACCUCAGUACAGCAGCGCCUUCCCCAAUGCAUCUCAACACAUAACCCCAAGCUACAACCAUGCCCCAAACCCAGACAAGCACUGGAUCCUGCGGUACACAGGACCCAUGAAGCCUGUGCACAUGCAGUUCACCAAUAUGUUGCAGAGAAGGAGGCUGCAGACCCUGCUUUCGGUGGAUGACAGCGUCGAGAAGGUUUACAAUAUGUUGGUGGAAACUGGGGAGCUGGAUAACACCUACAUCAUUUACAUGUCUGAUCAUGGCUAUCACAUUGGUCAGUUUGGAUUGGUCAAGGGCAAAUCAAUGCCAUAUGAAUUUGACAUUCGAAUCCCCUUCUACCUGAGAGGACCUAAUGUGGAUGCAGGUGCCAUUAAUCCUCACAUGGUCCUGAACAUCGACCUUGCCCCUACCUUACUGGACAUGGCCGGAGUGGAUAUUCCCUUGGACAUGGAUGGCAAGUCCAUCCUCAAGCUGUUAGAAAAAGAAAGACCAGUCAACAGUUUUACCAGGUUUCAUUCCUACAAGAAGGAGAAAGUGUGGCGGGAUUCAUUCCUGUUGGAGAGGGGCAAGCCUCUGCAUAAGCUAGCAGAUGGCAAAGAGGUGGAACAGAAUUCGCUGCCAAAGUAUCAGCGGGUCAGAGACCUGUGUCAAAGAGCUGAAUACCAGACGCCCUGUGAGCAACCAGGCCAGAAGUGGCAGUGUAUUGAGGAUCCCACUGGCAUGCCGAGGCUGUAUAAGUGUAAAGGGAUGGCGGGUAUCUAUGCACCUCGUGCUUUGGGUCUGAUGGCUGCCAACAGGGGACAGAUCAAUGGAGCGCUUUUCGCAUCGUACCACUGUGAUUGUGAGCCCACCGUACCUGUCAAGAGGAAGAAGGCACUCACUAAAAAGAAGUUGAAGACCAAGAAAAGUUUACCGCGUAAUCGUUGGGCACGUUCUGUCUCUUAUCACUUGGACUCAAAUGUCUACACUCUGGACCUGGAGAAAGGCUACCAGCCCCUCAACCUCAACACCAGCCUCAUGCUAGGCAGAAAGCAGGCAGUGUAUGGAGAGAAUGUAGAAUAUAGCGGAAUGGGACCCACAGACAACAACUUCAACUCCCUCACGCCACCUGCUGCUCUUAAAGUCACCUACAGAUGCUCAAUACUGAUGAACGACACAGUCAGAUGCGAUGGUGGAUUAUAUAAAUCUCUACAAGCAUGGAAAGAUCACAAACUACACAUUGAGCAUGAGAUUGAGACAUUGCAGACCAAAAUAAAGAAUCUCAGAGAGGUGAAAGGACAUCUAAAGCAGGUUCGACCGAAAGAGUGUGAAUGCAACCAAAACAUGUAUCAACACAACAAUAGGGGACUGUUCAAACUCAAAUCAGGCCGGAUGCAUUCUGUCAAUAGAAAGACCUCCAACGAUAAGAAACAGUGGCUGAUGAAAGAGCAGAAACGCAGGAAAAAGCUGAGGAAGCUCCUGAAGCACCUCCGUAAUAAUGACACUUGCAGCAUGCCAGGCCUCACCUGCUUCACCCAUGAUAACCAGCACUGGCAGACCGCCCCCUUCUGGACAAUGGGGCCAUUUUGUGCUUGCACCAGUGCCAACAAUAACACUUACUGGUGUCUGAGGACUAUCAAUGAGACACACAACUUCCUAUUUUGUGAGUUUGCCACUGGCUUCCUAGAGUAUUUUGAUCUGAACACAGACCCUUAUCAGCUGAUAAAUGCUGUGAGCACACUUGAUCGUGAUGCAGUGAAUCACAUGCACCAGCAGCUCAUGAAACUGCGCAGCUGUAAAGGUCACAAAGAGUGCAAUCAGGAGACAGGUGGUAAAGAAAGAAACUCUUUGUACGAUUACAGGCCUCUUCAUCGUCGAAAGAGGCCAAAAGUGAAGAAACCGUCCUCCAAAUCAAUGGGCCAAAUUUGGGAAGGAUGGGUAGGUUAGAUCUGUCUCUACUAUCCACUGUGAAGGAUGCGCAGAGGUGAGGAAUGUGAACCGAUGAACUCCUGACCCGAGGACAGCAAGUAAACUCUGCAAACGUCUAGCUGUAAUGAAGUGUGGAGUUGUAUCAGUGUGGUCAUCUCAGUUUCUCUCUCAAUGCAGUUCAUUAAUGUUUCUAUCCACAUUUUUUGAUUCGCUACAUUUUUUGUGAACUUUUUAAUGAAAGACUUCAAUCAUGGAAACUUUUUACCAUAAUGGACUUUGAUGGAGAUGAGCAAAUCUCUGUCCAAUAAAGCAUGUAACAUUUUGUGGCUAAGAUUGAUCACCUUCACUGAUCUCAUAAGACGAGAAAACUCACAUGGCUCAUCAUCAAGAUAUGAACCUGUCAUCUAUUUUUCAGUAAACACACUACUUCUUUAUCAUUCCUCUAAGACUGUGGGACUCUGAUACUGUGUUAAACGCGGGGCCGGUGUGCUCUGACCUCUGCUGCUGUGGAUAUUGUAAUAUUACUCUCAAAGUGAAAAUCCCAAGGAAAUAUCAUAAUACUUUACACAUGUUGUGCUAUAAUGAUGUUAAUGUCACCUGCAACCUAUGUGAUUCUCUUCAUGGAAAUAUUACUUUCAAACAUGGUGCUACUGUAAGUUAACACGUGGAACUGAAUGCUGCAUAGUAUGUAUUUGAAUGUAUGUGCAAUUAAUGUAAAUAUUAGAAUAGUUUUACCAGACUGAACAUAAGUGAGUUUGUCUUCGUGAAAGGAGAGCACCCUCAGUCUAACAAAGGUUUUACGUUUCAUUUGAAUGCACUUAUUAAUAACAUACUAAACAGUGUUUGAGUCAUGUGUUAUAAUAGUUAUGUAAUUUCAAAUAUUUGUGUAGUUGUCAUCAUCAACCAAUUCCUUACUUUUUGCUGUUUUCCUUUGCCUUGAAAUUUGGAAAACAAUGAAG
This is a messenger RNA of Sinocyclocheilus anshuiensis, 4463 nucleotides long. RefSeq names its product extracellular sulfatase Sulf-2-like. Gene Ontology annotation, molecular function: N-acetylglucosamine-6-sulfatase activity; calcium ion binding; glycosaminoglycan binding. The coding region runs from base 898 to 3522 and encodes 874 amino acids. Gene Ontology annotation, biological process: positive regulation of Wnt signaling pathway; glomerular basement membrane development; heparan sulfate proteoglycan metabolic process. The transcript is spliced from 22 exons. NCBI's taxonomy places the organism in Eukaryota, Metazoa, Chordata, Actinopteri, Cypriniformes, Cyprinidae. Gene Ontology annotation, cellular component: endoplasmic reticulum; plasma membrane; Golgi apparatus. The record is from RefSeq and is a predicted model, not a curated record.